Molecule: messenger RNA, 1704 nt
Organism: Anopheles maculipalpis
Lineage: Eukaryota; Metazoa; Arthropoda; Insecta; Diptera; Culicidae
Product: beta-1,4-N-acetylgalactosaminyltransferase bre-4
Exons: 6
Coding region: 88-1662 (524 amino acids)
Biological process (GO): glycosphingolipid biosynthetic process; carbohydrate metabolic process
Molecular function (GO): N-acetyl-beta-glucosaminyl-derivative 4-beta-N-acetylgalactosaminyltransferase activity
Source: RefSeq, a predicted model, not a curated record
CUGAUCGUCUGGUGCAAGGAAUUCGAUGCCCUGUGGUACGAAGAAGAACUCUCCACUGCUGACCCCCUUUUCUCCGUAAAUGGACUCAUGGCGUUCUGCAAUCGUACGCUCGCUAUUAAGGCAGCGUUAGGUGCAGGAUUUUUGCUGAUCCUCCUGAACCUUCUCAACUCCAAGUUGGACAGUGGCAGCGGCACCAAUCGAUAUUCUUCCCAUUUAAAAUCGGGAGCAACCCAAUGGCCAAAGCGAACUCACGGCAGCUUAGAAACACAUUCGCCCUCGUCCUCUGCAAUAGGUAACGAUAGAGCAGAUAGCACAAAGGAACAACAGCAGCACAACGAUGAUCAACCUAUGAACAACGAUUCCAUCGCUACAGCCUACCAUUCGGCCGAUGGUCAACGAAAUCAAUCAUCGGUGUCGGGUGAUAGAGAAAGCACGGCACAGCACAAUAAUUCUGAAAUUCAAAAUGUGAUACAAAACCACGCGAAAGAACCAACCAAACGCACAGCUACGGCAUCUGAACAGUACGAACUAAACAGUGGUGAUAAGCAGAAUAAUAGUAACUUUUCUUCGAUCGCAACUCCUAGCUCUAGUGCUGGCAGCUCAAAUAGUCAUUUUAGUAGCAAUAGUAGCAUAAAUAAUGUAGGCAAUUUCUCCGGGAUAAAUAACGUAAAGUCUGAAAAAGCAAGCAGCAGCAGCAGCAGCAAAUCCAUGCACGAAGCGGCAGUUAACAACAAUGUUCAAAAUUCCUCAAUCCUACCGGCACAGAAGCUGGAAAACGUAGCAAAUGUGUUACCCCGUGUGUAUGACGAAGGAGACGUAGAGCGGGCAGAUUUGUCGGACAAGUUUACCAUAAACAGCUGUCCGCCGAUUCCUCCCAAUCUGGACGGACCUAUCGAUGUGGAUGUAUCGUUUGAACCGCUCAGUGCAGUAGAGAAACGUUUUGCUGGCAAGUUGCAACCGGGCGGCCAGUACGUACCACCGGACUGUACGGCACGGAACCGCGUCGCCAUUAUCGUACCGUACCGCGACCGUGAACAACACUUACCGAUCUUCCUCAAGAACAUACAUGCGCUGCUAAUGAAGCAACAGCUCGAGUAUGGCAUUUACAUAGUGGAACAGACCGCCGGAUCUUCGUUCAACCGUGCUGCCCUGAUGAACAUCGGUUUCGUCGAAGCGAUGAAGCAAAAGAACUGGGAAUGUAUGGUAUUUCACGAUAUCGAUUUGCUUCCAAUGGACGAUCGAAAUCUGUACACCUGCCCGGACCAGCCGCGUCACAUGUCGGUGGCCGUCGAUACGUUCGGUUUCAAGCUACCGUACAGUACCAUUUUUGGCGGCGUUUCUGCAAUGACCGAAAAACAGUUCCGGAUGGUGAACGGGUUCUCCAAUUCGUUCUGGGGAUGGGGUGGCGAAGAUGACGACAUGUCGAACAGAUUAAAACACGUAGGUUUUCACAUCGCACGCUACCCGGUCAAUAUAGCGCGGUAUACCAUGCUAAACCACAAAAAGGAAAAGGCCAAUCCCAAGCGUUAUGAAAAGUUAGUGAACGGAGCCAAACGAUUCGACAGUGAUGGACUUAAUUCGUUGCAUUAUCAAUUGGUAAAUUUAAUACGCAAACCUUUGUACACCUGGAUUCAUGCGGACAUUUCCCCGGAUGGCAGCUGAUGAUUGUCAUUUCUAGCGGAUUGGCUAGGAUAAUUUGCAAAA